Molecule: messenger RNA, 2157 nt
Organism: Dictyostelium discoideum AX4
Lineage: Eukaryota; Evosea; Eumycetozoa; Dictyosteliales; Dictyosteliaceae
Exons: 5
Coding region: 1-2157 (718 amino acids)
Source: RefSeq, a predicted model, not a curated record
AUGAAUUCAUCUCAUUUUUAUGGGAGUGGAUCAAAUAUUGGUGGUCAAUAUGGAUUAGCAGGGGCAUCUAGUUGGAUUAACCCAAAUGUACAACAUACUAAACCAAUAAGACCCUCAUUUAAAACUACAGAAGGUCAUUAUAAAUUAAUUAAAGAUGUUCCAGUUGAAAUUGAUCAAAAAUCAUUUAAAAGAGGUAUCAUCUCAAGUAAAGGCUAUCCAAAAGUUUCAUAUUAUUAUAAAGGUUCUAAAAAUCAUCAACAACAACAACUUCAACAACAUCAAUCAUCUAUUUAUACAACACCAUCAUCAUCAUUUAAUAAUACUAAAAGUAAUGUAAAUAACAUAAUUAACAACAAUAAUAAUAAUAAUAAUUCAGCAUCAUCAUCACCAUCCUCAACCUCAACUUCAUCAUUGCAUACUGCAUCAUCAUCUACAUCAAUAAAUACAAUUAAUUCAUUGAAUAUACCACACUCAACCAUGGGUGCUUUUACACCUAUUGAAGAUUAUCAAUCAUCUUCUCAUCCAUCACCAUCCAAUAGUACAAUUAAUAAUAGUAAUAGUACUAGUAAUAGUAAUAGUAGUAGUAGUAGUAACAGUAGUGGUAGUAAAAAUAGUAGUAAAAAGAAUAUAAUCCAUCCAACAAGUGAAAAAGAUCAAUUAUACUUUAGUUUCACAAAUAUUGGAAAUUUAUCAUUAUUUAAUUUCACCAAUAUUGAUAAAGCGGAAUAUGAGGAGAAAAUAAAUCCAAUUCAUACUGGUUAUAAUGCACUUUGUCAAAAAAUAAAAAAAUUAAAGAAAAAUAGUCAUCUUCAAAUCCUAGUUGGUACUGAUACUGGUGAAAUCUUAUUAUUUGAUCCUCAAAUUAAACCAGUAGAUAUUAAAGUAUUUAAUAAAGAUAAUCUUGAAAAAACAAAAUGUUUAUGUGUAGAUUGGUUACCAAAUUGUGAUGAUAGAUUUAUUGCAGGUUUUGAUAAUGGAAAUAUUAUGAUUUUCGAUACAAAUAGAACAGAACAUAAAAGUUUACUCUAUCAAUAUAAUAAUGUUUCAAAUAGUAAUGUAAAUGUAAAUAGUAAUGUUAAUUAUAAUAAUAAUAAUAGCAGCAAUAAUAAUAAUAAUGGUGGUUAUAAUAAUAGUAUAAGUGGUAAAAAACAAGAUUUUAAAUUUUCAGUAUAUCUUCAAAAGGAAUCAAGAUUUAAUCCAGUCAGUCUAUGGAAAGUUUCUGAUAAAAAGAAAGUGAAUUCAUUUUGUUUUUCGCCUGAUGGCAAAUAUAUAGCAGUUGCUUGUCAAGAAGGUUUAUUGAAUAUUUAUGAUAUUGAUGGAAAAAUUCAUUUAUUAUCAUUUAAGAGUUAUUUUGGUGGUUUCUUAUCAGUAGAUUGGAGUAGAGAUGGAAAAUAUAUUGCUGUGAGUUUUUUUUUUUUUAUUUUUUUUAUAUUUACUGGUGGUGAGGAUGAUUUCAUUAGUAUAUUCUCAUUUGAAGAGAGACAAUUGGUUGCAAGAGGUCAGGGUCAUCUGUCAUGGGUAGGUUGUAUUAAAUUUGAUCCUUAUGCUUUCCCAAUUGAUUCAAAUUAUUAUAGAAUUCUAUCUGGUGGUGAAGAUACAAGAUUAUUACUUUGGGAUUUUUCUAAAGAUACUGUACUAAGAAAACAAAGAGGAAAAAGUUUUUCAAAUAAUAAAAAUAAUAAUUCAGGUUAUAAUUUAAAUAAUAAUAAUAGUAAUAAUAAUAAUAAUAAUAAUAAUAAUAACAAUAAUAAUAAUAAUAAUAGUAAUAAUAGUGAUGAUAAUAGUUCUAAGGAAGAAUCACCAUCUUUAUCAUCAGUUUUAAGUAAAGAAAGUCAACAAAAAGCAAAUGAAUUACAGAAAAAGCCAAUAGAUUUAAAUAUUUCCCCACCUACAACUCCAAUCCUUGUAAAUAGUCUCUCAAGAACUGUUGCACCAAUAAUAUUACCAAUUGUAUCACACAGAGUUCACACAGAUCCACUAACUGAUUUACUAUGCACCAAUGAUUGGAUUGUUACUGUUUCUUAUAAAAAGUUUAGCAUUUGGGCUAGACCUGAUACCGUUGCAAAUGCACAAAAAGCAGACUCGAUAAUGUGUUCCCCAAAUACACCAUCUUCAUUUACAAAACAAUAUCUUCAAAUGGAAAAUAGUUGGAAAUAA